AUGGCAUACAAGAAAAGGGCUUUUAAACCAAGUGGAACAACAAAAUGCUUAAAGGAUUUCCCGACAUUCAUCUUGAACCUACCUAGCUACAACCCUUCCAUCCUUUCUACCCAUGCGACCGCACUAAUCACAGGUGGUUCCAGUGGGCUUGGAUUAGAAAUUGCCAAGGUGCUUGCCAAAAGAGCCGAUAAAGUCAUUAUAGCUGAUAUUCAACCAUUUCCUGCAAUUUAUCAAAAAGAGUUCAAGAAUAUUUUCUUUUACAAAUGUGAUAUAUCAAGUUUAGAUGAUAUCCAAAACUUAAAAAGAGCAAUUGAUAGAGAUCAUGGCAACGUGGAUAUUCUCAUAAAUAAUGCAGGUAUAGCACAUAUCAAAAUGCUAGAAAAGAUGUCAAAUAAUGAUGUGAAACAAUUAAUUGACAUCAACUUAAUAGGCGCUUAUAGAGUCAUUCAUACAUUUGCUCCAGAUAUGAUAAACAACGGAGAAGGCUUUAUAAUUGAUAUUGCUUCUGUUCUAGGGGAACUAACACCUGCAAGGCUGACAUCGUAUGGUGCAUCGAAAGGCGCGAUGAUUGGUUUGCAUAAGAGCAUGUGCAAGCAUUUCGAAAAUUUACCUACAAAACGCAAUAAACUUGGAAUAAAAACGUUACUAGUAUGUCCUGGAAAAAUUGGAACAGCCAUGUUUAUAGAUGUUCCUACACCAUCCAAAUUGUUGGCCCCCGACAUUGUACCUUCAGAGCUGGCGUUCGCAAUUAUUUCUGCAAUGGAACACAACCAGUUGCAAAUACUAAACGCUCCUUAUUAUGUUAACCUGGUUCCCUUUUUUAAAUCUUUAAGCUGGCCUUACAAACGCCUCUUAAAACAUUUAAGCGGAAUGGACCACGUAACGUCCAUCCAACGGAUGACUAAGGCUCUGAAAACAGGUGCAUAG
Messenger RNA from Saccharomyces eubayanus, 927 nucleotides. RefSeq names its product short-chain dehydrogenase/reductase. The coding region runs from base 1 to 927 and encodes 308 amino acids. Gene Ontology annotation, molecular function: oxidoreductase activity, acting on the CH-OH group of donors, NAD or NADP as acceptor. The transcript has a single exon. The record is from RefSeq and is a predicted model, not a curated record. Lineage: Eukaryota; Fungi; Ascomycota; Saccharomycetes; Saccharomycetales; Saccharomycetaceae.